Messenger RNA from Amphimedon queenslandica, 4743 nucleotides. Its product is annotated as titin-like. Bases 1 to 4743 code for a protein of 1580 amino acids. The transcript is spliced from 14 exons. The record is from RefSeq and is a predicted model, not a curated record. Lineage: Eukaryota; Metazoa; Porifera; Demospongiae; Haplosclerida; Niphatidae.
AUGUUCUGGGCAAGUCCUGAUCUCAAUACCUUCAAUUCUACAACUGAUGGAGACAUAUUUUUAGAUACUUUAGAGCCUACAAUGAUAUCAGUUAAUGAUAGUGUUUUACAUACACUUACUCUUAACUUCAGUUCAUUGCAAGCAUCUCAAGUUGGAGAAUAUGUUUGUAGAGCUCUAGUGGAUGAUGGUACUAAUACUAGUAAUGUCAUAACAUCAAAUUAUUCUGUAUCUGUUCAAGUACCUACUCCUGUGGUCACAUCUAGUCUCAAUACAACAGGACGUAUUUUUGAAAGCAAUGAAAUUCAGCUAUUAUGUAUCGUAAUUAUUACUUUACUGGAUGUUGAUCAAACUGUUACCAUUAACUGGUUUGGACCUAAUGGACUCAUUACAAUGAAUGAUGCUAAGUAUAGCAUUAGUACUGGGGAGAUCAACUCAACUACUAAUGGAAGUAGUUUAGCAUUCACUGCAUCUCUAUCAGAUAAUGGAACUGAUUACUAUUGUACUGCUAGUGUUGGACCUGCUAGUAAUGUGAAUGGGUUUGAACUGAUUUUACCAGCUACUGCUAUGUCAACUAAUACUACUAUUACAGUGGAAAUUGUACCUCUACCAAUAAUUUCAAUUACUGAUGUUGGUAUUCCAGUAACAGGAGAUUCAUUCCAGUUAGUGUGUACUGGAACUGCACCAGCUAAUGUAUCAAGUAUUGCUACUGUUAGUGUUCAAUGGCUUCUUAAUGGUACUGUGUUUACUGAUGAUACACUGGAAGGAGUCACUGUUACUAAUAGUGGGUCUAUGGCCACAUUAUCAUUCAGUUCUCUUAAUGCUUCUACUCAUGAAAGAGAUGAUUAUACUUGUGAAGCUACUCUUAGUAUUCCUGAUGUACCAACAACUAAAAUAGCAAGCAUUAUGCACAGCCUUCAGACUUUAACUAAUCCUGUUGUUAUGAUACGUUCAAGUCAACCUUAUUUUGCUGGUCAAAUCUAUUCAUUAAACUGUACUGUCACAAUAGUAGCUGGAGUCCUCAAUAUAACAUGGUUUAAUAGCAGUGGAAAUGAAUUAAUGGAAGGAAAUGGAAUAAGUUUUAAUUUGGUGACUGUUUCUGAUACUGUACAAAGAUAUGAUUUGAUAUUUAAUUCACUUGACUAUUCAGAUAUUGGAGUAUAUACUUGUCAAGCUAGUCUUACCGUUGAUAGAGGUGGUGGUGAUCUAUUUAAUGGAACUGGAUCUGCUAAUGCAACUGUUAGUAUAAGAAUACCAUUACCACAAGUAUCUAUAUCUCCUGAUGGUAAUUCUCCUCUUAUUCAUGGAACUGUUAGAACUGUUAGCUGUUCUGUUGUUUUCACUCCUCCUUUACCUACUAAUCCUGAUGUCUCAUUUACUGUCUUCAAAGAUGAUGAUCAAGUAUCAUUUGAGAACAGUUCCAGGCUAAUAGCAGUUCAGACUGGAACUACUGGUGCUCUUACCUUUCAACCACUCAAUUUCUCUGAUGCUGGUAAUUAUACAUGUACUGCUACAGCAAGAGAUAAUGCUAAUAAUCCAUUAAUAAUACCAAGCAGUGCUUCUGAUGAAUAUAUUGCUACUGUACAAGCCAUUCCUGUUCCUAAUAUCACAUUCACUACUACUACUGGUAGAUCACUGGGAGAGAGUUUAACUCUUAAUUGCACAGUUAAUGUGCUAGAUGACCUAUACAAUAUUAAUGCUACUAGCAGUAUAGUAAGAGAUGGAGAACUGAUUACUAGUGCUACUGGAUCUGGUGAUACGACAGCAAUGAUUAUGAUUGAUUCAUUAAGGUCAUCUGAUGCUGGAGACUAUCAAUGUAUUGUUAAUAUCACUCAACCUGAUAUAGACUAUGAAUUUAAUGGAAUAGAAUCUACUGAAGUGAUGCUAACUUUACCAACUCCUUCAGUUAUUGUUGAGUAUAAUGCUACUGGACAUUUAGUAGAUGGAGAACUAGCAGAAGGACAGUUUCUUGAUAUUAUGUGUAUAGCUGACAUCAGUCAAUAUAUUGAUACUAGUGUUAGUGUUACUAUGAGUUGGAGGAGAAAUAACACUGUACUGACCAAUGGAAGUGAUUUUACUAUCAGUCCUCCAGUUAUGACUAAUAAUCAGUACACUGGUGUGUUACGUAUUAAUAGUUUAAGAGAUGAACUUGAUAAUGGUGCUAGUUAUAAUUGUUCAGUUAGUGUGACUCCUAAUACUCUUUUUAUAUUAGCAGGAAAUGAUAAUAGCAGUGCAGUUACAUUAACUGUAUCAAGGUUUGAUAUCAAUCAUAUUGAUAUAAGUAUCAAUAUUCCUUCUGUUCCUGUUGCUGGUGAUGUAUUCAAUUUAUCUUGUUUUAUAGUUGUACCUCCUAAUUUUGUUGAGAAUCUUACUAGUGUCAGAUGGACUUAUGAUUUAGAAGCAUCUCGAGAUGUGACUAGUGAAAACAAUGAUGCUACACUAGUACCUGUUGUUAGAAAUGGAAAUAUAUUCACCAGUGUACUUACACUAGAUCCAGUGAAGACAACUGAUGCUAGACAAUAUUACUGCUAUCCAACAAUUCUAGUAUUUAACUAUGUUGAUCGUACUAACAGAGAUUUAACUGUUCAAAUAUCUCCUCCCAGUGUAUCAAUAGUUGCUGAUCCUCCAACUGGUCCAAUAUAUGAGAGUACAGGUUACUUACUGACCUGUACAGCUACAGUAAACACUACAAUAGUGAAUACACCAGUAACUGCUAGUGUAGUAUGGACUGAUCCUAGUGGUAAUGUAAUACCAACUAAUGAAGCAAGACGUCAAGUGAUACCUCCAACUGGUAACAGUUUUUUAAGCAUGCUAUUGUUUCAACCUAUUGAUACUGGUCUUAAUAAUGAUGGAGGAACAUAUACCUGUCAAAUGAUCAUCAAUUCUAGUAACUCAUUAAUAGCAUCAAGUCAACCUACUGAUACCCUUACUGUUACUGUUGAAAGGCUUCCUUCAAUGACAGUAGAUUUCUCAUCAGUUGGUUUAAUUGAAGUUGGUCAGAGUCUAACUAUAACAUGUACUGUAACAACAGUUGAGAGAUUAGCUGUAACACCAUUGAUUACUUUCAUUAAAUUGAAUGAUACAGAUAUGGAAAUGCUCUCUAAUUUAAAUAGGCCAUACAGUAUCACAACAGAUGAUACUGGUUCAGUUACUAACUAUACUCUAAUACUGGAUCCAGUGAGGUUUGAAGAUGCUGGAAUGUAUACAUGUAUGGCUGAGUUUAAUGUAACUGGUUUUAAUAAUACCAAUGAUCCUAGCACUGCUACUUAUGACUCACAAGAGGAUAGUGAUACCUUUAAUUUACUGAUAACAUUACCUCCUCCCAGUGUAUCAAUAGUUGCUGAUCCUCCAACUGGUCCAAUAUAUGAGAGUACAAGUUACUUACUAACCUGUACAGCUACAGUAAACACUACAAUAGUGAAUACACCAGUAACUGCUAGUGUAGUAUGGACUGAUCCUAGUGGUAGUGUAAUACCAAUUAAUGAUACAAGACCUCAAGUGACACCUCCAACUGGUAACAGUCUUGUAAGCAUGUUAGUGUUUCAACCUAUUGAUACUGGUCGUAAUAAUGAUGGAGGAACAUAUACCUGUCAAAUGAUCAUCAAUUCUGGUAACUCAUUAAUAGCAUCAAGCCAACCUACUAAUGCUACCCUUACUGUUACUGUUGAAAGUCUUCCUCCAAUGACAGUAAAUUUCUCAUCAGUUGGUUCAGUUGAAGUUGGUCAGAGUCUAACUAUAACAUGUACCAUAACAACAGUUGAGAGAUUAGUAGUAUCACCAAUGAUUACUUUCAUUAAAAUGAAUGAUACAGAUAUAGAAAUGCUCUCUAACUUGAAUAGACCAUACAGUAUCACAACAGAUGGUACUGGUUCAGUUACUAACUAUACUCUAAUACUGGAUCCAGUGAGGUUUGAAGAUGCUGGAAUGUAUACAUGUAUGGCUGAGUUUAAUGUAACUGGUUUCAAUAAUACCAAUGAUCCUAGCACUGCUACUUAUGAUUCUCAAGAGGAUAGUGAUGUCUUUAAUUUAACUGUUGACUUUCCACCAGUAAUUGUUACUAUAUCAAAGGAACAUGAUGAUACAUUAUAUGCAGGGACACCAUUCUUCAUUAAAUGUGACAUAAUGUUAGAUCCAUUAGUUACUAUACCAGUGGAUGUCACUAAUCAAUGGACACGUGAUGGUACUAAUGUUCCUAUGGGUUCAUCUGAUGCUACUAUUACUGAGGAUCUCAAUAUGAUCAAUACGUCACAUUAUAAUGCAACAUUGAUGUUCAAUCCAUUGGAUAAUGCUGAUGAUAGUGGAAUGUAUACUUGUAAUGUUGAAGUGACUGCUCCUAAUAGUUACAUGUAUCUCAGGAAUACAUCAGCUAGUGCUAAUACUGGUUCUAUUACAGUUAAUGCUACUCCAGUGCCAGUAGUAGAGAUAGUAACUAUGGGUAUUGCUGAACCUGGUGAAGAAUACAUGUUAAGUUGUACAGUGACAGUUGUUGAUAGACUCAUAAUCUCACCAGUGAUAACAUGGACUAAGAGAUCAGCUAACAAUGCUAUUAGUGUACCUCCAGUUCUUAUGACUGUAUCUAAUGUAAUGAGUUCUCUUUAUUUGAGAUUCUCUUCUCUCAAUACUUCUGAUGCUGGUCUGUAUACUUGUGAAGCAUUCAUUAAUGUUAGUCAGAUAUCCAUUGUAGCAAGGAGUAAUGACACAUCAACCCUACCAUUAGAAAGUAAGCAUAAUGAUAACAGUGACUAA